UUUUUUGAAUUUCCAUUAGACCGUUUGCUCUCUCUCCUCCUUCUCCUCCUCCUCUUCUCUCUCUCUCUUCCCUGCUGCUAUCUAUCUAUUAUCUAUUGUCUGAUCGCAGAUCUAUCAGAGCGUCGCUUGUUUGCUGCUUCUAAUUUGAUGGUUUAGAGGAGGAUCUUCGACGGCGCUUAAUUCGGUGUGCAGGUAGUUUUAUUACCAACUUUUGUAAGAAGUAAUGCCCCUGGAUCAGCUAUGGAGAUGAUGGCUUGUUCUUCUAAAGGAAUUGAGAAAAUGCGAUCUCUAAAUGGGAGGACAAGUGGGCCUACAAGGCGAUCGACAAAGGGGCAGUGGUCUGCAGAAGAGGAUGAAAUAUUAUGUAAAGCUGUUCAGCAGUUCAAUGGCAAGAACUGGAAAAAAAUAGCUGAGUGUUUCAAGGAUCGAACUGAUGUUCAGUGCUUGCACCGGUGGCAGAAAGUUUUGAACCCCGAGCUUGUUAAAGGUCCAUGGUCAAAAGAGGAAGAUGAAGUGAUAAUUCGUCUAGUAGAGCAAUACGGAGCCAAAAAAUGGUCCACCAUUGCCCAACACCUACCUGGGCGCAUUGGUAAGCAGUGUCGGGAGAGGUGGCAUAAUCAUUUGAAUCCCAACAUAAACAAGGAAGCCUGGACUCAGGAAGAGGAAAUAGCAUUGAUUCAUGCUCAUCAAAUUUAUGGGAAUAAGUGGGCAGAGUUAACAAAAUUCUUGCCUGGCCGGUCGGACAAUGCUAUUAAGAAUCAUUGGAACAGUUCAGUGAAGAAGAAACUAGAUACGUACAUUUCAUCUGGCUUGGUUGCUGCUGCUGCUGCACAGCCUCAAGCUGUCGGUGUCAUGAAUCAAUCAACUGCUUCUACUCCAUCAUGGGUUUGUAGUGGAGAUGAUGACAGUGUUCCCAAUCCCAAAGAGGAUAUCUCUGAAUGCAGUCAAGGUUCGGUUUUUGGGGCAGUCGUGUAUCAAAAUGAAGCCCAACCACCUGAAAAUUCUUCAUUCUCACAUAACAAUGCAAUAGUUGUGUAUCAAAACGAAACCCAACCACCUGAAAAUUCUUCCUUCUCACAUAAUAAUGCAAUGGUAGUGUAUCAAAACGAAACCCAACCACCUGAAAAUUCUUCUUUCUCACAUAAUAAUAAUAAUGACUGGGAUAAAGAUUGGCAAAAUCUUACUUCUUUGGACAUGAGUGAGGAAUCGGAAUUCAUCAACUGUAUAGAUGUUGAUCCAACAUGUGCUGUCAAUCUUAGUGCCAACCCACCUCCUGAUGAUAGCAGCAACCAGUUUGAUAGAUCUUCAGAACCAGUUUUUGAACCAUCAACAGACGCUCAAGUUCCCAACGAUGCUACUUUAAACUCACAAUCAUAUUAUUCAGACUUGCUGCUAACAUCAUGUUAUCCGAGUGAAUCCUCUCAUCAGUUUAAUAUUGAAACAGAAGAACUCCCCCAAAAUGUUAAUGAGGUGGUGGUGCCAACAACUACUAUUACUAAUGCUACAGAUGCUUCUAGUAGUUUAGCAGCAGCAGCAGCACAAGUAAACGAUCCAUCAUCGGUUGAUGAAACAAAAGGAGUUUUAUCUUAUGAUCCUCCUCGUUUCCCAGGCUUGGACAUCCCAUUCUUUAGCUGUGAUCUAGUACAAUAUGGCAGUGGUGAAUGUGACAGAGAGCAUGAUGAAUAUAGUCCUCUUGGUAUUAGAAAGCUGAUGAUGAUGUCAUCUUUUAGCCCAUACAGAUUAUGGGACUCACCUUCACGAGCCAACAGCCCGGAGGCUGUACUGAAAUCUGCUGCCAAAACUUUCACAUGCACUCCAUCUAUAUUAAAAAAGAGAAAUCGUGAGUUGUGUUCACCCUUGUCCGAGAAAAGAUGUGAAAAGAAGCUAGAAUCUUUCUCCAACUUGGCCACAAACUUCUCCCGGUUAGAGGUUAUGUUUGAUGAAAAUAAUUUUAACAUUAAACAACAGUCACCAUCAUCAAGUGACAAACAAGAAGAUUCUGGGCCAUUUCUUCAAGAUAAAGAAAAUAUCGCUCCUGCUUCUUCUCAAGUGACAGACAAGGAAGGUGCAAUACUGAAAACAUCUGGAAUUCUUACAGAACGGAACUUGGAUAACCUGUCAUUCUUUUCUCCUGAUAAGUUUACCACCAUAUCAUCAUCAGAUACACCCAAUUCUGGACGUAAGAAAAACUCUCAGGUUCAAGUCCAUGCCAUGCCAUCAUCAUCAUCUUGUGAUAAUCCAAGCGAAUCCGCUGCGAUGCAAUCUUCGGUUGAAAAUUCUGCAAUAGUCGAAACCUUUGGGAUGUUUGGUGAUACACCCUUCAAAAGAAGUUUUGAAUCUCCCUCUGCAUGGAAAUCCCCUUGGUUUUCUUUUCUGCCUGGCCCAAGGGUUGAUACAGAUAUAACCAUUGAGGAUAUUGGUUACUUUGUGAGUCCAAGGGAAAGGAGUUGUGAUGCUCUGGGGUUGAUGAAACAGUUAAGUGAGCAUACUGCUACUGCUUAUGCCACUGCUCAGGAGGUCUUGGGAGAUGAAACCCCUGAUUCCAUAUUAAACAAGAGAUACGCAGAAAAGAGUCGCCAAGAAUCAAAUCUCUUGACAGAGAGACGGGUACUAGAUUUCAGUGAAUGUGGCACACCUGGCAAAGGAGCCGAAGCUGCCAAAGGUUCAAGUUUCUCAAGUCCGGCUUGUUCUUAUCUGCUCAAGGAUUGCAGGUAGUAUGCUGCUUGCUGCUUCCAUGAGGAUGAGUCAUGUCAUCUCGUAUGUGUUUAUGUAUAAUAUAAUAUCACCAUUUUAUUUUUUAGAUGACCUUUACUAUACUAUACUUUAAUCAAAUCAUUCUUAUUCUUGUUG
Molecule: messenger RNA, 2850 nt
Organism: Helianthus annuus (common sunflower)
Lineage: Eukaryota; Viridiplantae; Streptophyta; Magnoliopsida; Asterales; Asteraceae
Product: transcription factor MYB3R-4
Exons: 12
Coding region: 241-2715 (824 amino acids)
Biological process (GO): regulation of DNA-templated transcription
Cellular component (GO): nucleus
Molecular function (GO): DNA-binding transcription factor activity, RNA polymerase II-specific; RNA polymerase II cis-regulatory region sequence-specific DNA binding
Source: RefSeq, a predicted model, not a curated record